This is a messenger RNA of Staurois parvus, 720 nucleotides long. The record is from the annotation of a GenBank genome assembly. NCBI's taxonomy places the organism in Eukaryota, Metazoa, Chordata, Amphibia, Anura, Ranidae.
AUGAAACUCCGUCUCCUCACCUGGGAUGUGAAAGACACGUUACUUCGCUUACGCCUUCCUGUUGGACAGCAAUAUCAGGCAGAGGCCAAGAGGAGAGGGCUUCAGGUAGAUCCAUCUGUGCUGGAGGCUUCUUUUCGACAGGUUUAUCGAAGUCAUUGGCGUCUCUUCCCCAACUAUGGCCUGUCUCAGGGCAUGACUUCCCACCAGUGGUGGCUGGAUGUGGUCUCUCAGACCUUUCAUCUCUCUGGUGUCCAGGAUGAGAAGACUACACAGUCCCUGGCAGAAAAACUCUAUCAAGAUUUCUGCACUGACAAGUACUGGGAAGUGUUACCGGGUGCCAGGGAAGCUCUCCAGGGUUGUAGCAACUUAGGCCUCAAGAUGGCAGUCAUCUCCAAUUUUGACCACCGAUUGGAGGACAUCUUGAGGAACUGUGACUUACACAGACAUUUUGAUUUUGUGCUGACUUCUGAGACCGCUGGUUCUGCCAAGCCCGAUUUGGGGAUCUUUCUCAAAGCUUUAAGCCUUGCCAAUGUGUCACCUCAACACUCCGCUCAUAUUGGUGAUGAUUACAAAAAUGACUAUAAAGGGCCUCAGCAAGUGGGCAUGCUCAGCUUUCUGCUCCAACCAGAGAAUGGCCAGCUUAAAGAACAGGUUCCACAGGAUCAUAUUAUACAUUCUCUAGAUCAGCUCGUUCCUAGGAUUCAGAGAUUUAUGAAAUAA